This is a messenger RNA of Echinops telfairi (small Madagascar hedgehog), 4201 nucleotides long. It is a transcript of the gene MFSD6, whose product is annotated as major facilitator superfamily domain containing 6. The coding region runs from base 74 to 2461 and encodes 795 amino acids. The record is from RefSeq and is a predicted model, not a curated record. The transcript is spliced from 7 exons. Gene Ontology annotation, cellular component: plasma membrane. Lineage: Eukaryota; Metazoa; Chordata; Mammalia; Afrosoricida; Tenrecidae. Gene Ontology annotation, biological process: antigen processing and presentation of exogenous peptide antigen via MHC class I.
UAGUGACCCUAUCGGACAGGAUCAACCAUCGGCAUUCUGAGAGUCACGGGUUUUCUCAUGGUGGCGGGAAGCCAUGGCGGCAGACGAUAAAGUUGCCAUCCUAACCGACGAUGAAGAGGAGCAGAAGAGAAAGUAUGUGCUUGCUGACCCCUUCAAUGGCAUCGCCAGGGAGCCAGAACCACCUUCGAAUGAAACGCCUUCCUCCACCGAAACGUCUGCGAUCCCCGAGGAGGAAAUAGACUGGAUCGAGAAACACUGUGUGAAGAUCAACAACGAUCUUCUCAUUUCCAAGGUCUUUUAUUUUUUCUUCUACUCCGCCUAUGGUUCGCUCUACCCACUCCUGCCAGUGUACUACAAGCAGCUGGGCAUGUCCCCAAGCCAGAGUGGACUGCUAGUGGGAAUCCGAUACUUCAUAGAAUUCUGCAGUGCACCUUUUUGGGGUGUCGUGGCAGACCGCUUUAAAAAAGGCAAGAUUGUUCUCCUCUUCUCUCUUUUGUGUUGGGUUCUGUUCAACCUGGGCAUCGGAUUUGUGAAGCCUGCUACCUUGAGAUGUGUACCAAAGAUCCCCCCAGCGGCUCGUCCCACCAAUGCCAGUCACCCACCCACCACCCUGCCGACGAAUUAUUCCGGUCUCCCUGCUACCACGCUGGCCUCCGGGUUACCAAAAACGAGAGCGAGAAGGAACCUGCCCGCUUCCAAUGGGUCCCUGAUGCUCGAACCGGAGCCCAGCAGCCCCGGAGCGGCUGUGUUCGCGACGUCGUCUCCCAGCCGGAGCAGCGAGCCCACGGGUCAGAUGCUGGACUUCACCUCGAGCCCGGCCAGAGCCACCCCGGCAGGAAACGUCAGCAGGCAGACCACCCGUGCGCCCGUCGCCCCCACCAAGCCCUUCCCCGCUGACCAAGUCUCCCUGGUUUACGACCCACAAGAAGUGGAAGCCAUCUUCUUGGUGAUCUUGGUGGUUGUCAUCAUCGGCGAGUUUUUCAGUGCCUCCUCCGUCACGAUCGUGGACACCGUCACGCUGCAGUACCUGGGGCGACACAGGGACCGCUACGGGCUGCAGCGCAUGUGGGGCUCCCUGGGCUGGGGGCUGGCCAUGCUCUCCGUGGGCAUCGGCAUCGACUACACCCACGUCGAGGUGCUCGUCGAGGGAAAGGGGUGCAGGCCCCCCGAAUACCGGAACUACCAGAUCGUCUUCAUCGUCUUCGGGGUGCUCAUGACCAUGGCCCUGAUCGUGGCCACUCAGUUCCGGUUCCGCUACCACCACUUCGCCAACGAGGACCCGAAAGGGAAGGAGGUGGAGAUCCCCGCGGUGGAGAGGAGCGAGUCCUCGCCCGAGCCGCCCGCCGCCGCCGCCCCGGGCCCCGGGGCCCCGCGCGCCUUCACCUUCCGGGACCUGCUCAGGCUGCUGUGCAGCGUGCAGUACGGCUCGGUGCUCUUCGUGGCGUGGUUCAUGGGCUUCGGCCACGGCUUUGUGUUCACCUUUCUCUACUGGCACCUGGAAGACCUGAACGGAACCACUACCCUCUUCGGCGUCUGCUCCGUCCUGAGUCACGUGUCGGAGCUGACUGCGUACUUCUUCAGUCACAAGCUUAUUGAAUUGAUUGGCCACAUCAGGGUUCUGUACAUUGGCCUGGCCUGCAAUACAGCUCGCUAUAUUUAUAUUUCCUACCUGGAAAAUGCCUGGACUGUUCUCCCCAUGGAAGUUCUUCAAGGAGUGACCCACGCGGCCAUCUGGGCGGCUUGCAUUUCUUACCUGAGUGCAGCAGUGCCCCCUGAGCUGAGGACAUCUGCCCAGGGCAUCCUGCAGGGCCUGCACCUGGGUUUGGGGCGAGGCUGUGGUGCCAUGAUCGGAGGCGUGUUAGUCAAUUAUUUUGGGGCUGCUGCCACCUUCCGCGGCAUUGGCAUGGCCUGCCUGGUGAUCCUCUUGCUCUUUGCCCUGAUUCAGUGGCUGGCAGUGCCAGAUGAGGAAGAAGACAAGAGCAUGUUGGCAGAAAGGAUUCCUGUUCCAUCUAGUCCGGUUCCCAUAGCAACCAUCGACUUGGUGCAGCAGCAGACAGAAGAUGUCCUGCCACGCAUUGAGCCCCGGCUGCCACCCAAGAAAACCAAGCACCAGGAAGAACAGGAAGACGUGAACAAACCAGCCUGGGGAGUCAGCUCCUCCCCCUGGGUGACCUUUGUCUACGUGCUCUACCAAAUCAAAGAGAUGAUGCAACUAACAAGAGACAGUCGUGCUUCUGAGAUCCAACCCCUACAGGGGACCAGUGAGACUCGGGGACAUUCUCCAGCUGGUGGAGCCCAGCCUGUCGCAUGUGAGACUCAUGUUGACUCAUCCAGAAGUCAGCCAGCCCCUACUGCAGCCGCAUCUCAGACCCAGACCAGCCCCGCUCACCCCAGUGAGGACCAGCGCUCAGAGGUCAGUCAGGAGCAGCAGGCUGAGUCUGAGGCGGCCGGAGGACACUGAGGGGACCCUGCUCAUCUCACGCCCUGCAUGGAAUGGGCCCUCUGCCAGCACAGAGGGAGAGGUGCCCCAAACCCAGGACACGCCUCCUCUUGAGGAUCACAACACCACAUAUGCUUCUUAAUAUCUAAGCUCAUUAACAUGGAAACACACACAGGAGCUACAGUACAUGUUGGCAGGAAAAGGUAAAUGUUCACAAUCCUCUUGGAAGUACAGAACCGCAGAGGAGUUCACUGCAGACGCUCGGCUCUCUCUGUGCGUUAGGCGAAGCGCUGCAGGGUUGAAAGCAGCAGCCACACUGAGCGGGCGGAGGGAAAGUGUGCAGAGGCAACUGCUGAUGGGAUUUCUCUCUCCUUGCGUAGUCCCAUGCUUUGGUUUGGAGGCUCAGCUGAGAAGAAACGCAUACAUCUAUAUUUUUGUUUCUCUUGAGAAGCAUUUCAAGAAUUAGGGCACAUAUUGAAAACAGAAGCAGGUACAAGUUGGCACGUAUGCUUUUGUUUAAAACGUUUUACCAGAAAUGUCACAUGUCUCUAGCAAAUAUAUUUUUAUAUGUGUAUGGGAUAUAAUGAAAAUUGUUCAUUCUUUGAAUAGCAAAAGCUAUUAUUGAUGACUGCAAAUUGAACUUUAAAAGACCCCCCCACCACCACCCUUUUGAAGGGCUUUGUGAAAGAUCAGAAAUGAGGGACUAUUUAAAAUAAACCAACUCAGUGUCCUAUGGCUUGUUAGGCAAGGGUUUACUAAAUAUACUGAGACUACUAAUAGUCUCAUUUUAUAGUGAGUUGGGGUCUAAUUAGCUGACUGAAUAAAACAAAACCAAACAAAACUCACUGAAUUCCUAGGGUUCUCUUUAAUUAAGCAAUGCUAUUUAUAAGUACCAGUAUGAGCUAUAAGUGCCUGGGGGAGGUAUAGCUACAAUUUGUAAACAUUAUGUAAACGGGUCCAUUUUUAUUGUGUUGUUUUGGUGAGGGAAAAGGGUGUUUAAUGGGAAGGAAGGGAACAGAAGUAAAUUUACUUUCCGAUACUUAAAGGAGCAAAGCUCAGUGUAGCUCUGCUGUGAAGAAUGGGAGGGGACAGUCGAGAGGAGGAUACUGCAGAGUUCAGAGAGGGUCAUGCAUCUGUAAAUAGUACAGCUCCUCCUGUCAGAACAAGGACUGGGCGAAUCACGGAAAAGCUUGCUGCUAACACAGAAAGUAGAGGUUCACAGGAAACUGGGGAGAAGGGUUAUGGAAAGGGACCACUGCUUUCGCCGCAGGUCAGUUAGUUUAUAGACUAGCCGCGGGGCAGCAUAGGAGUGAGGAAAGGAAAGUACAGCAUUGAAAGGAACCUGACGGGCCAGGCUCAGUGGUUCAGUGGGAGCUGCCCUGCCCUGCAUCCGGGCAAAGGACAUUCUCCGAGCGAUAUCUAGCCGUACCACAAAUAAAAUAUUGGAGAGAGAAUUAAGCAAAUAGUUAUUUUUGCACUUGAACUGAAACGUACUGUAAAUGAUCAUGACUCAUUUUAAGUGACCUUUAAAAUCAGAUGUAUUUAUUAAGCUUAUGUAAUUAUAGGAAUAAAUAAAUGGGUAACAGGCUGAACCCCACCUAUGAAUGUACAGUAUGUGAAUUUGUGAAACUGACUGUCGGACGUCAAAACCUUACACCGUACCUUGUGUUUACAGUUCUGACUUAGUCCCCUGAAAAGCCUGCUGUUUGGAAAUGCACAGUUGACAUGUUGAAAUGAAAAUAAAUACAAUUUUAAAAUGUU